Molecule: messenger RNA, 2863 nt
Organism: Patella vulgata (common limpet)
Lineage: Eukaryota; Metazoa; Mollusca; Gastropoda; Patellidae
Product: cytochrome P450 2C42
Exons: 6
Coding region: 203-1696 (497 amino acids)
Biological process (GO): progesterone metabolic process; hormone biosynthetic process
Molecular function (GO): steroid 17-alpha-monooxygenase activity; iron ion binding; heme binding
Source: RefSeq, a predicted model, not a curated record
AAAUAAGGUUAGGGCACGUGAUUAUUAGGGUUAGGGUUGGGAUUAGCACUAGCCCUGUUAACAUCUCGUGACCUUUGACCAAACUUGAAGUUGGCCUUAUCAAAUAGAUCUAACCUUACAUCGGGAGCGUUCAUAACAGAAUAUUUACUCGACGUGACGAAAGCUUGGAUUUUCGAUAGUUAGUUAAGUGUAAGAAUUCAGAAUGGGUUUAAUACUUAUAUCAUCUGUGGUUUUACUGGUGACUUACCUCAUCAUAAAAUGGUUUAAAGAUCAACAUAAAACACCCCUACCUCCAGGUCCAGGAUUAUUAGAAUGUUUAAAAAUUACAUGGCAUAUGAUAAGAAAGAACGACAUCCAUUUAAUCGGCGAAGAACUUGCAAGGCGUUAUGGAGACAUUUUCAUCAUCAGAAUCUUUUCAGUCAACACGGUAUUCCUGAACAGUAGUCGAAUAAUGCGUAAAGUUUUCUCCUCCAGCCAUUAUCGAGAUGUUACCAAUGAUCGACCACCAACAUUCUUUAGUGAGUACAUCUUUUAUGGCGGCAAAGAUUUGACUUUACGAAAUAAUGAUGACUUACUUGUGAAGAUAAGGCAGAUAAUACAUCGAUCCAUGAAGAUGUACGGAGAUGGUGUCAAGGUGUUCGAGGAUAUGGUUAAUUCGGAGAUAGAGCUUCUGAAAAUUAAACUUCGGUCUGCAGACAAUAAACCUACAUUCGAUUUAGACAGUGCUUUAACAGUUUCCAUAAUACGAAUAUUGCACAUAUUUUUAACGAACGAAACUCCAGAUGAGGCUGCAGAAAUAUGCUCCGUCAUCAAAGAAUAUGAUCAUUUUGCCAAUGUACUUUUCAAUUUUUCCAACAAUAUGGUUCUCACACUUUUUCCAUGGCUUCGUUUUGUACCUGGACAAUUCCGUGAUAUGUACAUGAAAAUGAAAAAUGUUCAAAAUCGGCUGCAUGAUUUAUACUUAAAUGAUAGAAUUAAAAAGAGAAUAGGUUCUAACGGUAAAGGCGUGCUGGCUCAUAUACUGGCGGAAUUCGAAGUUGAUGAUCAGUUCGAUGAGUUUUACGUCAAGAGCGUCCUUGGUAACCUAGUUGUUGCUGGAUACCUAACUACUAAAGGUGCUUUAAGUGGAUUCUUUUUGUUGAUGCUUUACUACCCAGAAGUUCAACAGCGAAUUCAAGAAGAAAUAGAUGAGAAUAUUGGCAAAGAGAGGGUGCCAAGUUUAGAUGAUCGGCCAGUAAUGCACUACACAAACGCGUGUAUUUUAGAAUGCUUACGAUUCAUUGGUCACGUUCCGUUCGCCGUACCCCACAGAAACAAGGUAGAGAUAGAAAUAGAGGGAAUGAGGAUUCCAGCAAAUACGACACUUAUCCCCAACAUGUGGACUAUGGCGCAUUCUGAUAAAGCAUGGGAUAGACAUGAUGAAUUUUUGCCGGGAAGGUUUUUAGGUGAUGAUGGUAAACUACUUCCUGUUGACCACCCAUUACGAUCACAAUUAAUACCAUUUGGAACCGGGAGGAGAGUGUGUGUAGGGGAGUCCUUCGCUAAAUCUCGUAUAUUUCUGUUUGUAACGUUAUUAUUACAGAAAUUUAACUUUUCACCUGAUGAAAACAAACUAGCACCUUUACAUUCAUCCCUAUGGAAACCCGAAGCGGUUCUUCAUCCUGGUUUCCUGAACUGUGUCGUGCGCGUUAGAUGAACUAGCUACACAACUCAUCAUGUCAAGUAACCCAGAUUAUCUUUAAUUUGGCAUUUCGAUAUUUUGAUUGUAUAUGCCAUUUAACUAGUUCCUCUCGGGACGGCCUCGGCCCUCUGGUCGUUCCUGUACGUCAUUAUUAAGCUGCCGACCCCUAUUCCAAGGCUAUGUUUUAGCCCUACCCUUUUUUUCGCCACAGUUCUUCUCUAUUCCCCAAAAUAGCCUUGGGGUUGGGGGUAUAGAGCGAUAUUUUCAUAUUGCAGUAUAAUAUGACGGGAACGGUAUGGGGAUAUUGUCCGUCCUGGGAUCGUUCGGAAAGGAUUUAGGUCUACAUAUCUAUACAUGCAAAGCAGUAAUAAUUUUGCGAAAUGACCGCUGUGCUACCCUUGUAGUUAUUUAAGAAAUAAAAAUACGAAUUAUCGGAGAACGUCUGUAAAAAAAUUCAAGUGUAGAUUUGUUAUAUGAAUCAGGUAUAAGUAUAUAUAUUGUUUACAAGAAGGGAACUAGAGGUCAAACAGAUUUAGCAGGCAUAUGGGCCUUUUAUUUUUGUGAGCGUUGUAAUACUAUUUGGUAAUUUAUGCGAAAUUGCAUUAGGUGAAUAUAAGUGCACUAGAGGACAUGAUUCAUAAUUUGAUAAAUACAUAUGUUAUCUGUCUUCUCUGUUGUCCAAAUAUUGUCGUUGCGACCAAAUUAUAUCAUGGACCAAAUAUUGGUUUCAAAUUCAUAGACAAGGAAUACGAUGGCUGAAACAAUACGGUUAUCAUACCCAAAAAUGUAGAAAGUAUGCUGGUUAUUUUGAUACUUUAACGGAGGUAUAGAUUAAUGAACAUGUUGGUCAUUCAAAUGUUUCUUUGUUAUAAAACGUAUAUCAUAUUUGUUGAUCAAAUUAGGUAAUAAUCCGUGUCAGAUAUCCAGGGUAUGGUGCAUAUCUCUUCCAUAUUUGGAAUUUAGCUGUUAUCGAUCUAUGACGUAAAUCAAUUAGGGGUAAAUUCUUUAAAGUCAGACACCGCCUGGGUUCUUUAGAUGUAGCGGUUUCCUGAAUCUAGCCACGCUGGUUAGACUUUUGCGGGAGUUGGGGUUGAGAGAAAGAGAUGUUAAUUUUAAAUACUGUAAUGUUGUGUAACUGUUGUAACAUAAAACCGUAUAUAGAAAUAAAACUAUUGUUGUUUC